Paramecium tetraurelia is the source of this 258-nucleotide messenger RNA. RefSeq lists its product as uncharacterized. The record is from RefSeq and is a predicted model, not a curated record. NCBI's taxonomy places the organism in Eukaryota, Ciliophora, Oligohymenophorea, Peniculida, Parameciidae. The transcript has a single exon.
AUGAAUUAUUGUUUUAGGACAACGGAUUUAGUAAUCUUCCUUCUAAUUAUUUAACUAACAGGUCAUCUGUUUAUUCAUUGGAAUCAAUACAACUGUAGUAUCUAUGGAAACAUUUAAAUGUGUGUUUGGAUUGUUAUUGUUUUAUUGAGAUAAUUGCUUCAACAUGCUUAAUUUAACAAAUGGGGGUUAUUUGUGACUUUGUUUAUUGCUGGGGAAACAAUUUCAAUGAAUAUAAUAGCAGCAUAAUAGGGUGAAUGA